AUGACUGUUGAAGGAAUCCCAAAAUAUAAAGAAAUCGCCGCAAAGAAAAUUGCAGAAAGAAACGCCAAGUUCGUUAAAGAAUGGUUGAUUCCAGCUGAAAAACUCCCUCAGUUACAAGACGUAUCUAACUGGAUUCCAAAAUCAGGUUACUUAUCCGAAGAAGAAUUGAAAAUCACGGAGUCAGAUGCUUCAGAAAUUGUUAAAAAUGUAAAGAGUAAGGAGUGGAGUGCCUUGCAAGUUACAAAGGCUUUUUGCCACAGAGCUAGCAUUGCCCACCAAUUGGUCAAUUGUUUAUCUGAAGUAUUCUUCGAAGAGGCAUUCAAGCAAGCAGAAGAUCUCGAUAAGUAUCAAGAAGAAACCGGAAAAGUGAAGGGUCCUUUCCAUGGACUUCCAAUAUCUUUGAAAGACAACUUGAAUAUCAAGGGUCAAGCCACCAGUAUUGGGAUGGUUGAGUUUGCAUUCAAUCCAGAACAAAUGGAAGAGGAUUCAGUUAUUGUAAAGUUAUUUAGAGAUAUGGGAGCUGUUUUUUAUGCUAAAACCAAUGUUCCUGUUGCUAUGAUGAUGCCAGAAACGACAAAUCAUAUUUUUGGCAAUACUCUGAACCCAUUGAAUAGAAAUCUUAGUGCAGGUGGUUCUUCGGGAGGAGAAGCUGCAUUACUUGCCUUGAAGGGUUCACCAAUUGGGGUUGGUUCUGAUAUUGGUGGAAGUAUUAGAAUUCCUGCAUCAUUUCAGAAUAUUUAUGCUAUUAGACCUACUUUUGGUAGAUUUCCAACCUAUGGAAGUCGUUCAGGUUUGCCAGGUUUAGAAUCUGUUAAUUCAGUGAAUGGUCCACUUUCUCUGGACUUGGAGGCUAUCGAACUCUACUGCAAAUCAGUAAUUGACCAAGAGCCUUGGAACCAUGAUCCUAAGGUUGUUGAAAUUCCUUGGAGAAAAGUUGAGUUGCCUUCCAAGUUAAAUGUAGCAGUAUUGACAGAUGAUGGUUGGGUUCGCCCAACUCCUCCAAUUCGCAGAGGAAUGUCAAUAGUUAUUGAUGCCUUGAAGAAGGACGGACAUGACAUUAUUGAGUGGAAUCCUGCUGAACACUUCCGUUUAUCUCAAAUCAUUAGCUCUUUUUUCGUCAGUGAUGGGGGUAUUCACAUUAAAGAAGUCACGAAAGCUACCGGAGAGACAUUCUUUCCAUACAUGCAAAACUAUGGAACAACACCAGAAAUGGGGGUUGCACAGUUAUGGAAAUUACAAGCCGAAAGAACAUCUUUGAUUAAGAAGUUCCUUGACCGUUGGAAUGCCACUGCCGAGAAGACUGGUAACGGAAAGCCAAUAGAUGCAAUUAUUAUGCCUGCCACCCCAUUCCCUGGUAACCCCAAUGGAAAAUUCCACGACUAUGUGGGAUACACUUCUCCUUUCAAUUUGGUAGACUACUCUGUUGGGAUUUUCCCAGUUACUAGAGCCGACAAGGAUUUAGACCCCAAGGAUGAAAAGAGAGAAUCAUUUUACAGUAAGACCGACGAGAACAUUUGGAAGGACUACGAUCCAGUUGAAAGCCACGGUGGUGCCGUUGCUUUGCAGCUCGUAGGCAGAAGACAUCAGGAAGAAAAGGUUAUCGAAAUGCUUAAAGUUGUGAGAGAUUUAUUGUGA
Dujonia railenensis is the source of this 1635-nucleotide messenger RNA. The record is from the annotation of a GenBank genome assembly. Lineage: Eukaryota; Fungi; Ascomycota; Pichiomycetes; Serinales; Debaryomycetaceae.